UAGAAGAAGAAAGUCACUUCCGUAAACACAAGGCAAGUGCGAUUUUGAAUCUACACACCGGUGUAUUGUUAAUGUGGGUUUCCCCUGAAUUUAUGCAUCCCCAGUAUGAACGAUGUCUCAGCCUGAAUUAUGUUGUACAACCUCUGAUGCCAUAGAAACAUCUUGUGUGAGUGAGGAUAAAGAAGCUUGUAAAGAUGACUCUGCUGACACAAACAGUAAGUGUGUGGGCACUGACGGUGGCGCUCCAGACAGCAGUGUCAGGGACCGCGUGUUAAGGGAGGUAGGAUUCACCAGCUCUGCCUUCAUCGGUCCAGCAUUUCCUCCACAAACAACUGCAGCCGAGUCGGUCAUUGAAGACUCGCUGAGUGAGUUUUACAAAGAGCUUGAGAAGAUCAAUACCCCUGAUGGUGCUAAUGGUAACCCAGGGAAACAAGAUGCAGCUUUUGAUCAGCCACUUGUACCUACUAAAUUACCCACCAGCAACAAAACUCAGGAUGUUCCUGAGGAGAAAAUUGCUAACAUGAGGGACUUUGAAGAAACAGAUGGCUCCCAAAAAAGCAAUGGAAGAAAACAGCCAGCAUGGCCUCACUGGUAUCAAAAUGAGCCAUACAAUCCCAGGAAGCAGAGGCCAGGCCUGGAGCUGAGCUCUCCCCAGUGGCGUCAUCCACAACCACUGGACAGGCCACCACACCCAAGAUUUCAGAGCCCACCAUUCCCUCACCAACCACCACCGCAUGCAUUCCCAAAUCUACAAAACCCACCACCACAUGGGAACCCUACCUUUCAACAUCCAAGCAUGGCAAACCGCUUUCAAGAGGAGCUGCGGUUUCCACCUUUUUAUAGAUUCCCACCUCCAAAUGUUUCCAGACACCCUUCUCAGGGAUUUUAUGGAGGUCCUCAACAUCAGUUUGACAGGGAUGUGCAUGGCUCCAGCUAUGAUGGACACUCAGCUAAUGAAAAUGUCAGAUGGCUUAGAGAUAGAAGUGAAGAGCUCUCUCAGUUAAAUGAAGAUUAUGACAGGCUCCAGAGAUGUGAUUCAGAAAAUGAACCUUGGGAGCGACAGCACUACUAUCAGCCGCGUGACGACACACAUGCAUGCCAUUCAGCCCUGGUGCUGAUCUUGAUGCGGGGAUUGCCAGGAUCUGGGAAAUCCACAUGUGCCAGGGAGCUGCUCUCCACUGGCCCCAGUGGGAUCAUUUUGAGCACAGAUGAUUACUUUGCACACAAAGAUGGCUACCACUAUGAUCCUAGUCUUCUUGGAGCAGCACAUGAGUGGAAUCAGAGAAGAGCUAGAGGUGCUCUUCAUGAUGGCCGGUCUCCCAUUAUUAUUGAUAAUACAAACAUUCAAGCCUGGGAAAUGAAGCCAUAUGUCAAAAUGGCUUUGGAGAGCGGAUACAAAGUUGACUUUUGUGAACCGGACACCAGAUGGAAAUAUGAUCCUUACGAGCUGGAGAAGAGGAACAAACACGGUGUUCCUCAGGAGAAGAUCGCGCAGAUGAUGGACCGUUUUUCUAUUCCCAUAUCCAUAGACAUUGUCAUGAAUUCAGAAGAACCGUUUCAUGUGAACCAGAGACGUCGACCAGAGCAGCCGCAAAUGAUGAGGAAAAAGCCAAAUUUACAUAAUUUCUAAGACAAUUUAACAGCUUCGUAAUUUACCUUGUAUGACCAUUUUUAGUGUAAAUAUUGUGAUUUUUAUAAUUUGUGCCUGUUUUUAAUAUAUUACUUUGUAUACUGUAAUUUUUCAUAAGAAAAGAGAAAAAAUAUUUUUCUGAGGAAAUUAAAAUCUGCAAUUUAGUAUGUAAUAACAGAUUUUUACAGUAUGCGUAUUCUUCACAUUACAGAACAACAGUGGAAACCAGGAGUUUGCUCUGUUUUAAAUUUAUUUUUUUUACUCAUUUACAAGUUGUUACAAUUUUUGGUGAGCUUGAUCAGUGAUUUAUCAUCUUGGUUGUUGUUCUCUUUCUUUCUUUCUUUCUUUUUUU
This is a messenger RNA of Neolamprologus brichardi, 1982 nucleotides long. It is a transcript of the gene n4bp2l2, whose product is annotated as NEDD4 binding protein 2-like 2. Gene Ontology annotation, molecular function: transcription corepressor activity. Gene Ontology annotation, biological process: negative regulation of transcription by RNA polymerase II. Lineage: Eukaryota; Metazoa; Chordata; Actinopteri; Cichliformes; Cichlidae. The record is from RefSeq and is a predicted model, not a curated record. Gene Ontology annotation, cellular component: nucleus.